CCGGCAGCCGCAUUGAUCAACGAUCCCAACACUGGUGGUGUCAGCAUGAGGUGGAAGGCUGUUCUACGUUUUGUAAUUUGUGGCGAUAUGAUGCAUGUGCAUGUGCAGCGGGAGCUCCGAGAGCGCCGCCGGACCAGACAGUGACUCGUUCCGAGUCGCUCGUGAAAAAGCUCAUCAAUCUGCACCGAAAACCACACUCUAAUCAAAUUAAUCCCAACCCACCAAACGCAAAAAAUGUCCUCCGUCCAAUCCGUCCCAAUUUCCGCCCAGCCCAUCAAGGGGAAGGUCCUCGUUGUCCUCUCCAGUGAAGACCACAUCACCCUCGCCAACAACAAAGACCAACCCACCGGCUUCUUCCUUCCUGAGCUCGUCAAGCCCGUCAUCAAAUUGCUAGACGCGGGUUACGCACCAGUCUUCGCCAACCCCAAGGGAAACGCACCAUCAGCCGACCCCCUCUCCGAAUCUCUCCCCGUUUUCCUAUUCAACUUCCUCGAGCGCAACCGGGAGCAGGCGUUCGUGGAGAAGCUGAAGAACGAGGCUAGGUUGAGCCAGCCGUUCAAGUUGGCGGACAUCACGGAUGCGGAUCUGGAGACGUUCAAGGGUAUUUUGAUCCCCGGUGGACAUGCACCGAUGCAGGAUCUGCAUGACGACAAGGACCUUGGACGGAUCUUGAAGCACUUCCACGACAGGUCGAAGCCUACUGGUACCCUCUGCCACGGCCCCAUCGCUCUCCUCUCCACCCGCACCGUCGGUCCCUUCCUGUACGCCGGCUACAAAGUCUCAUGCUACAGCGACCGCGAGGAGUCGAUGAACGAGGUCAUGUUCCGCUCCGCCCUCAAGUUCAAGGUGCAAUCCGAACUCGAGAAGGCCGGCGCCAUCGUCGAAGUCAAUCCCAUCCCCAUGGGCACCAAGGUCGUGAUAGAUAAGGAGGUAGUUUCCGCACAAGGGUUCACCUCAGCCCAAGAAUUCGGAGAGAAGCUGGCGGAGGCUGUCGUGAAGUACGAUGCCACGGCCCCGAGGAUAUAGGUGAUAGGCGCUCAUAUAGACACACAGUAAUGCAUAUUUC
Messenger RNA from Fimicolochytrium jonesii, 1066 nucleotides. Its product is annotated as class I glutamine amidotransferase-like protein. NCBI's taxonomy places the organism in Eukaryota, Fungi, Chytridiomycota, Chytridiomycetes, Spizellomycetales, Powellomycetaceae. The record is from RefSeq and is a predicted model, not a curated record. The transcript has 3 exons. The coding region runs from base 235 to 1026 and encodes 263 amino acids.